Rubroshorea leprosula is the source of this 2291-nucleotide messenger RNA. The record is from the annotation of a GenBank genome assembly. NCBI's taxonomy places the organism in Eukaryota, Viridiplantae, Streptophyta, Magnoliopsida, Malvales, Dipterocarpaceae.
GGAAAAACAGAGAAUGUGAGAAGAAGGUUCAGCGGCCACAAAUACCGGAGAGUGGAGGGGAGCUAAAGCUUUAUCGAAGCUGAAGAUGAUGCUUAAGUUUCCAAUGUUAUGGCUUCUCGUCUUCUCUUUGUCUCCGUUUUCGUCGUCGGCUCGACCUGCACCAUAUGCCCUGCGCAUAAGCUGUGGAGCCCGUGACAAUGUCCAUACUCCACCAACCUAUACACUUUGGUUUAGGGAUUUUGGUUAUACAGGGGGAAUUCCAUAUAAUGCAUCACGCCCUAGUGAUAUCACUCCCCCACUUAAAACACUUCGUUAUUUCCCUCUUUCUGAAGGUCCAGAAAAUUGCUACAAAUUUCAAAGUGUGCCUAGGGGGCACUAUUCUGUGAGGAUCUUCUUUGGAUUAGUUCCAGAUUCUGAUUUUGACAACGAGCCUCUAUUUGACAUUUCUAUUGAAGGCACCUUGAUUUAUUCCAUGAAAUCAGGUUGGACUAAGCAAGAAGACCAAGCAUUUACCGAAGCACUUGUGUUUCUUUCGGAUGGCACUGCUUCUAUAUGCUUCCAUAGCACUGGUCAUGGAGAUCCUGCAAUACUUUCUAUUGAAAUUCUCCAGGUUGACAAUAAGGCAUACUAUUUUGUUCAAGGGUGGAGUGAAGGUUUAAUCCUUAGAACAGCUGCAAGGCUGACUUUUGGUACUAGUAAGGCACGGUUUGAUGAAGAUUAUAGUGGGGAUCACUGGGGUGGGGAUAGAUAUUGGAGUCCCAUCCGAAAUAAUGCUGAUCAUACUUUAGCAACAGAUCAUAGAAUCAAGCAAGCUUCAGAUGCACCAAACUUCUAUCCAGAAGCUCUGUAUCAAACAGCAGUUGUUAGCUCUGAUAGUCAGCCUGGCUUAACUUAUACAAUGGAUGUGGAUCCCAAUAGAAAGUAUUCAAUAUGGUUACAUUUUGCGGAGAUUGAUGAUAGAGUCACUGGUAUUGGGCAAAGGGUAUUUGAUAUCUCAAUAAAUGGGCAUCCUGAAUUUCAAGACAUAGAUGUUGUGAAAAUGAGUGGUGACCGCUAUACUGCACUCGUACUUAACACAACUGUUGCUGUUAAUGGGAGGACUUUGAGUAUAAACCUACAACCGAAAAAUGGUGGCAGUGCAAUAAUCAACACCAUUGAGGUCUUUGAGAUUAUAGCUUCCGAAUUCAAAACUUUACCUGAAGAAGUAAGUGCUUUACAGGCACUGAAGAGUGCCUUGGGGCUUCCUCACCGUUUUGGUUGGAAUGGUGAUCCAUGUGUUCCCCAAGAACACCCCUGGAGUGGAGCUGAUUGUCAUUUGAACACAACCACCAACAAGUGGUUCAUUGAUGGCCUUGGUCUUGACAAUCAAGGUCUUAGGGGUUUCUUGCCGACAGACAUAUCCAAUCUGCAUCAUCUGCAGAGCAUAAAUUUGAGUGGAAACAACAUUCACGGGGCCAUACCAUCAUCACUUGGAACACUUACUAGCUUGGAAUUGCUCACUAUAGAUGAUAAUGCUGGUUUAUGUGGUAUACCUGGACUACGCCCAUGUGGACCCCAUCUAUCUGCCAGCGCAAAGAUUGGCAUAGGAUUUGCUGUGUCUCUAUGUUUUCUACUCCUUGUUAUCUGUUCAAUGUGUUGGUGGAAAAGGCGGCAGAAUAUUCUUCGAGCACAAAUGAUUGCAGCAAGAGGUGCUCCCUAUGCAAAAGCAAGGACCCAUUUAUCUCAUGAUAUUCAGUUGUCAAAGCAUCAAAAUCAUGGCCAUUCUCGAACUGCUGUUGAAAAUGGACCUAGCUUGCUCUCAUGAUUAACAGCCGUCAAACAAAAUCCUGAUGUAUUCCAUCUCUGCUCCUCUCUCGGCUGUUUCUUUAGCUCAUAAUGUUCUGCUUAAUUGUCUUCAUCGCAAAAUCUUGCCAGGGGAAGCUGAAAUAAUCCAAUAGAAUAACUUCUACUGGAUCAGAUCCCUAACGGGUAACACAGAGCCACAAACUUCUUCAGAGUAAAUUAUCUUGUACAUUACUUUCAUUCUUCUUUUUCAUCAGUUUUGGCAGAAGAAAUGUUGUAAAAUAUCAAAUAACAGGUGGAUAUGGAAGUCAAUAGAUAUGAACAUGUUUUUCUCGUGUCUUUCCAUGGGAACAUGUGGAUAGGUUCAUCUAAACUGGAAACAAGAGGCAGGUAUUUCUCAAAAGUGUAAGCUUGAUCUCGUCGUGGUUCUCAUAUUUGUUUCUACUGUUAAAGCAUCUAGGAAUAAAAAGCAGCUUAGUGUCUGAUUUUCUCCUGUGAUUUUCUCAUAC